AUGUCUGAGAAAAGUCAAAAAAAUGGAUCUGAGACUUUUUCAAGUAAAUUAUAUUUGGAUGAACCAUCUACUGAUAAAGAAUUAUAUGGUGAUCAAUCAUUUGCUUUUGGUACAAUGCAAGGAUGGAGAAAAUCUAAUGAAGAUUAUCAUAAAGAAUUAAUGCCAUUUGAUAAUCAUUUAUGGAAACAUUGGGCUUAUUUUGCUAUAUUUGAUGGUCAUAAUGGAAUUGAAACAGCUAAAAAUGCAGCAAAUCUUCUUGAUAAAUAUCUUUUGGAAUCUUUUAAUGAAGUUAAAUCUGAUAUUGAUACUGAAAUAUUUAAUAAUAUUAUUAAAAAUACAUUUAUUCAAUUGGAUAAAAAUUUAAGUGGAAUAGUUAAAGAUGGUAGUGGUUCGGUUUGUAUAGCAUCUUUAAUUGGUCCAAAAAAAGUUUAUUUAAUUAAUGUUGGAGAUUCACGUGGAAUAAUUAUUUCAAAAGAUGGACAAGUUUUAUUAUCUACGAAAGAUCAUAAACCAAGUGUUCGAAAAGAACAAGAACGUAUUCAUCGAGCAGGAGGUCAAAUAACAAAAUCUCAAAAUGAUGUUUUACGUGUUGAAAAUCAACUUGCUACGAGUCGAGCAUUCGGAGAUUAUUCAUUAGAUAAACAUAUUAUACCAGCUGUACCUGAUAUAAUUGAAUAUCCAAGAGAUUCAUCAGCAUCAUAUUUAAUUCUAGCUUCAGAUGGAAUUUGGGAUGUGAUGAAUAAUGAACAAGUUGCUUCAUUUAUUUCUCAACGAAUAUCAAAUACAAGUUUAAAAAAUAUAAUAUCAGAAUUAUUUGAUCAAUGUUUAAAAGAAGAAUCUUCAGAUAAUAUGACUGUUUAUAUUGUUAAACUAGAUUAA
Molecule: messenger RNA, 879 nt
Organism: Rotaria sp. Silwood1
Lineage: Eukaryota; Metazoa; Rotifera; Eurotatoria; Philodinida; Philodinidae
Source: the annotation of a GenBank genome assembly